AAAAAAACUUCUACGAUUUGAAAGUGAGGUUAUAAUCAUUCAAAUAAAAUGGAAAAUGUUGAAAUAAAACAAGAAUUAUUGGAUGACAAUGUUAUUUUAGAGGAAAAUAACAAUAUGAGUUCUGCAGAGAGCGUGAAUAUUAAACAUGAAGAAGAUAUUGGGGAUGAUUCGGAAAUUGAAAAAAAAAUUGUAGCCAAAAAAUACGUAAGGAGGAAAAUAAUGCAAUGUACUGUAUGUUUGUAUGAAACAACCCACUCAGGUCAUUUAAAUAGACAUAUAAAAUAUGUACAUAACUUAAACAACAACGAAACCCACAAAUUUAAAUGUGAAAAAUGUUCAUACAAAACCCAUUUCAGGGAAAACUAUACUAGACACAACCUAACACACUCAAAAAGCGUACGUAAAGUGGAAAAAGUUAAAUGUACAGAGUGCAAUUUUGAAACAGUUCAUAAAGUUUCUUUAAAGCGACAUUUAAAAUUGCAUAAGAAAUUGGAAGAAAUUGAACAUUUUACGUGUUUGCACUGUAAAUAUAAAUCAAGGUUUAAGAGGAAAAUUCGUAAUCAUGUUUUAAGGCAUUUAGAUAAUGCAGAGCUAUUUAAAUGUGGAAAAUGUAAAUUUGAGACAAAGUUCAAAGAUAAUUUAAGAAAACAUGCAAAAUUGCAUAAGAAUUGAUGUGUAUGUUCUUAUUUUGUGAUAAAUGGAGUAUUAUUUUAUUUUUUAUUUAGGUGUAGG
This is a messenger RNA of Brassicogethes aeneus, 732 nucleotides long. NCBI's taxonomy places the organism in Eukaryota, Metazoa, Arthropoda, Insecta, Coleoptera, Nitidulidae. The record is from the annotation of a GenBank genome assembly.